UUGGUCCCAAAAGGGGCACGGAACUCGAGAAAAAUACCGAGUAUAAUGUGCGUAAUAUUUGGUCGACUACCAGGAUAUGGGCGUAGGCCGGCGUCUACACCUGGGCGUCCCAAAUUAGCCAUUGUUGUUACGACAGGAGACGUCAACCAUGACGACGCGUUGGAUGCGUCCGGCAAAGAGACGGCGAAUCGGUAGGUGCGAUGCGCAGCAGCACGCGCGUCCUUCGAGACUUCCCGCAGCCAUAUUCCUACUGCGAGAGCCCCUACAAAGAAACGGACUUCCCAGCCGGGAUUCGUGACGUCAACAGCGGGGAAUUCGUGCAUCCUGCAGACUGUAGGACAUCGAAAAUCGUCGUCGUGGGUGACAUUUCCGUUGGAAAGACGUGCCUCAUAAACAAGUUUUGCCAUGAAGUGUACGACGCAAAUUACAAGGCUACGAUUGGUGUCGACUUUGAAGUGGAGAAGCUCGACAUUCUGGGUAUCCCAUUCAGCCUACAAAUAUGGGACACAGCGGGCCAGGAGCGUUUCAGGAGCAUCACGUCUGCAUACUACAGAGGAGCUCAAGUGGUAGUGCUCGUAUUCGACUUGUCGCUUUCGUCAAGCCUCUACAACAUCCCUCAGUGGCUAGAAGAUACAUUAGCCUCGUGCGGCACAAACGAACCCCUAAGAUUCCUUGUUGGGUCCAAGAAGGAUCUACUUCAGAAUGACCUGCUCUUGGAAGGCAUGGAGGAUGAUGCAAGAAAAAUGGCACGCAAACUUGAUGCAGAGUUUUGGUCAGUCUCCUCUAAAACAGGAGAAAACGUGGAAAAAUUCUUCGUGCGGCUAGCAGCUCUCGCAUUUGUCCGCUGCAUAAAUAGAGAACUUGCAGAGACGACUGUGACAGCAGAGAAGACUUCCUCACAGUUUGUUCACCUGAAGCAGAAGAAAAAGUCAAAGUCCUGCAAAUGUUCCACUGACAAGUAACAAUGAGCACCAGAACAAAUGGGUGGACACAGUACUGUGCAGCCGCAAUGCCUGGAAAGUGUGAACACCUCAGACAAGACGUGCGACACGAGCGAGAAGGUGCAGAGCUCGCUCCCGAAAAAGUGAAGCCGUAGCACAGAAGCUUCCUGGACCUUAGACAAGGAUCGAAAGCAGCCAGCAUAAUACAUGUUUUGACCACUGAGAGAACCUCGUCUUACGAUUCAAAUUAUACAUGUGCCAGUCA
This is a messenger RNA of Ornithodoros turicata, 1206 nucleotides long. RefSeq names its product ras-related protein Rab-34-like. The record is from RefSeq and is a predicted model, not a curated record. Gene Ontology annotation, biological process: vesicle-mediated transport. The transcript has 9 exons. Gene Ontology annotation, molecular function: GTP binding; GTPase activity. NCBI's taxonomy places the organism in Eukaryota, Metazoa, Arthropoda, Arachnida, Ixodida, Argasidae. The coding region runs from base 201 to 962 and encodes 253 amino acids.